Messenger RNA from Myotis davidii, 2208 nucleotides. It is a transcript of the gene DNM1, whose product is annotated as dynamin 1. The annotation marks the transcript as partial. Gene Ontology annotation, cellular component: cytoplasm; microtubule; membrane. Lineage: Eukaryota; Metazoa; Chordata; Mammalia; Chiroptera; Vespertilionidae. The record is from RefSeq and is a predicted model, not a curated record. Gene Ontology annotation, molecular function: GTP binding; microtubule binding; GTPase activity. The transcript has 20 exons.
AUGGCACCGUUGGCUGCUGGCUCCUUCGUUGAUCGACAGUUAAUUGGGCAGAGUUUCGUGCUGGGAACCGAGACAGACUUCCUGCCCCGGGGAUCUGGCAUUGUCACCAGACGCCCGCUGGUCCUGCAGCUGGUCAAUGCCUCCACAGAAUAUGCCGAGUUCCUGCACUGCAAGGGGAAGAAAUUCACCGACUUCGAGGAGGUGCGCCUGGAGAUCGAGGCUGAGACCGACCGGGUCACCGGCACCAACAAAGGCAUCUCGCCGGUGCCCAUCAACCUCCGAGUCUACUCGCCGCACGUGCUGAACCUGACGCUGGUGGACCUGCCCGGAAUGACCAAGGUCCCGGUGGGGGACCAACCUGCAGACAUCGAGUUCCAGAUCCGGGACAUGCUCAUGCAGUUCGUCACCAAGGAGAACUGCCUCAUCCUGGCCGUGUCCCCGGCCAACUCUGACCUGGCCAACUCGGAUGCCCUCAAGAUCGCCAAGGAGGUGGACCCCCAGGGUCAGCGCACCAUCGGGGUCAUCACCAAGCUGGACCUGAUGGAUGAGGGCACAGACGCCCGCGAUGUGCUGGAGAACAAGCUGCUCCCGCUGCGCAGAGGCUACAUUGGGGUGGUGAACCGGAGCCAGAAGGACAUUGAUGGCAAGAAGGACAUCACGGCUGCCUUGGCCGCCGAACGCAAGUUCUUCCUCUCGCACCCAUCCUACCGCCACUUGGCUGACCGCAUGGGCACGCCCUACCUGCAGAAGGUCCUCAACCAGCAACUGACGAACCACAUCCGAGACACGCUGCCCGGGCUGCGCAACAAGCUGCAGAGCCAGCUGCUGUCCAUCGAGAAGGAGGUGGACGAGUACAAGAACUUCCGUCCUGACGACCCAGCGCGCAAGACCAAGGCCCUACUGCAGAUGGUCCAGCAGUUCGCCGUGGACUUUGAGAAGCGCAUUGAGGGCUCAGGGGACCAGAUCGACACCUAUGAGCUGUCGGGGGGAGCCCGCAUCAACCGCAUCUUCCACGAGCGCUUCCCCUUUGAGCUGGUCAAGAUGGAGUUUGACGAGAAGGAACUCCGAAGGGAGAUCAGCUACGCCAUCAAGAAUAUCCAUGGCAUUAGAACGGGGCUCUUUACCCCAGACAUGGCCUUUGAGACCAUUGUGAAAAAGCAGGUGAAGAAGAUCCGAGAACCGUGUCUCAAGUGUGUGGACAUGGUUAUCUCGGAGCUAAUCAACACCGUUAGACAGUGCACCAAGAAGCUCCAGCAGUACCCCCGGCUGCGCGAGGAGAUGGAGCGCAUCGUGACCACCCACAUCCGGGAGCGCGAGGGGCGCACCAAGGAGCAGGUCAUGCUCCUCAUCGACAUUGAGCUGGCUUACAUGAACACCAACCAUGAGGACUUCAUCGGCUUUGCCAAUGCUCAGCAGAGGAGCAGCCAGAUGAACAAGAAGAAGGCUUCAGGGAACCAGGAUGAGAUUCUGGUCAUCCGGAAGGGCUGGCUGACCAUUAACAAUAUUGGCAUCAUGAAGGGGGGCUCCAAGGAGUAUUGGUUUGUGCUGACGGCCGAGAAUCUGUCCUGGUACAAGGAUGAUGAGGAGAAAGAGAAGAAGUACAUGCUGUCCGUGGACAACCUGAAGCUGCGGGACGUGGAGAAGGGCUUCAUGUCCAGCAAGCAUAUCUUCGCCCUCUUCAACACGGAGCAGAGGAAUGUCUACAAAGAUUAUCGGCAGCUGGAACUGGCCUGCGAGACACAGGAGGAGGUGGAUAGCUGGAAGGCCUCCUUCCUGAGGGCUGGCGUGUACCCCGAGCGUGUUGGGGACAAGGAGAAAGCCAACGAGACGGAGGAGAAUGGCUCAGACAACUUCAUGCACUCCAUGGACCCCCAGCUGGAGCGGCAGGUGGAGACCAUCCGGAACCUGGUGGACUCGUACAUGGCCAUCGUCAACAAGACCGUGCGCGACCUUAUGCCUAAGACCAUCAUGCACCUCAUGAUUAACAAUACCAAGGAAUUCAUCUUCUCGGAGCUGCUGGCCAACCUGUACUCGUGCGGGGACCAGAACACACUGAUGGAGGAGUCAGCCGAGCAAGCUCAGCGGCGGGAUGAGAUGCUGCGCAUGUACCACGCACUGAAGGAGGCGCUCAGCAUCAUCGGCGACAUCAACACGACCACUGUCAGCACGCCCAUGCCGCCGCCCGUGGACGACUCCUGGCUGCAGGUG